This is a messenger RNA of Heterocephalus glaber (naked mole-rat), 4686 nucleotides long. RefSeq names its product ring finger protein 144B (gene Rnf144b). Gene Ontology annotation, molecular function: zinc ion binding; ubiquitin-protein transferase activity. The record is from RefSeq and is a predicted model, not a curated record. NCBI's taxonomy places the organism in Eukaryota, Metazoa, Chordata, Mammalia, Rodentia, Bathyergidae. Gene Ontology annotation, biological process: protein ubiquitination.
AGGAGGGGUCCGGACACCUUUGAUGCCCGAACCCGCUGCUGCUGAAGACGCGCAACGCGCAGCCCGAGCGGGUGAGCGCCCCGGGAGGGAGCCUGGCCGCACCCCGGGUCUCCCAGCUGCGCACUUGGACCCGGACUCCAGGCUCUUGCUAAGUUGCCCAGGCUACAUUCCAACUUGCAGUCUUUCGGACUCAGCCUCUUCAGUUGCUGGGAUUGCAGGGUUCGGGUCUGAGGAAGACUGAAGACAGGCUGAUGGGCUCUGUUGGUGGGUUCCAUUGUCUCACCAUGACUGCUGAAAACCCGACGCCCGGAGACCUGGUUCCUGCCCGCCUUGUCACUUGCAAACUCUGCUUGUGUGAACAGUCUCUGGACAAGAUGACCAUACUCCAGGAAUGCCGGUGCAUCUUUUGCACAGCUUGCCUGAAGCAGUAUAUGCAGCUGGCAAUCCGAGAAGGAUGUGGGGCUCCCAUUACCUGUCCUGACAUGGUGUGCCUAAACCAUGGGACCUUGCAGGAAGCUGAGGAUCACAUACCACUUUCAACAAUUGCUUUUGAGAUUGCCUGUUUGGUACCAGUGGAUCAGUUUCAGCUUUAUCAGCGGUUAAAAUUUGAGCGAGAAGUUCACCUGGACCCCCACCGAACAUGGUGUCCUGUUGCAGACUGUCAGACAGUGUGUCCUGUUGCCUCGAGUGACCCAGGCCAGCCUGUGUUGGUGGAGUGCCCUUCUUGCCACCUGAAAUUCUGCUCAUGUUGCAAAGACGCUUGGCAUGCAGAGGUCUCCUGUAGAGACAGUCAGCCUAUUGUCCUGCCCACAGAACAUGGGGCCCUCUUUGGGACAGGUCCAGAAGCCCCCAUUAAGCAAUGCCCGGUUUGCCGGGUUUAUAUUGAACGCAACGAAGGCUGCGCCCAGAUGAUGUGCAAGAACUGCAAGCACACGUUUUGCUGGUACUGCCUCCAGAACCUGGAUAAUGACAUUUUCCUCAGACAUUAUGACAAAGGACCAUGCAGGAAUAAACUUGGCCAUUCGAGAGCAUCGGUGAUGUGGAACCGAACACAGGUGGUGGGGAUCCUUGUGGGACUAGGUAUCAUUGCCUUGGUGACUUCGCCCUUGUUACUCCUGGCCUCCCCGUGUAUCAUCUGUUGUGUCUGCAAGUCCUGUCGGGGCAAGAAGAAGAAGCAUGACCCAUCCACAACAUAAAGUACUCUGUUUGGAUCCCCGUGCCACAGAUGUCUGGAUUCUGUGAGACAGCACAUGACAAAGCCCCACUUAGUGACGCUGCCUCCUUUUCCUUGCCAAACUCGGGAAGUGCCUCUGUGUCCAGACCUUGGGGUUGCCUGCAAGCCUUUGUCCAUGCUGGAUUGGGAAAGGGCAAGUCCUGGGUGCAAGUGUUCCCAUGUGACAAGAGCUGGGCUCUGGAGUCUAGACUGUGUCUAUGGAGCAUGUCGGGAGCUUUGCGGUUGCUUAGGAGGAAUUAGUUCAUCAUCAUUUUAUCAUUCAAAGGAUCUCACUGGAUUGUUAGUCUUCCAGCCAAAUUCAAGGAGCCUAAGUGAACAUUCAGUAUAAUAAAUGUGCUUUUAUGGUUGACAACAUACACGCUGAGAAGAAGGCGUGUUCUGUGUUGAUUUGCCACAGUGAGAAACAUAGGGGAGGGGGGAGCCCACUGUGGGAGGGAAGGAUAAGACUGCAUAAUGAGAAAUUCUCCUAAGAGUUAUACUCUAAUGCAGGCCGCUUAUCUGAGGAGUCGAUGUGUUGGUUGUGGCUCUGCCAAUUACUGGGCGUGCUGUUCCCAACUUUCCCACAGUGACUUGGCAGCAACACAAUAGGUUUCUCCUUGUUGAUCUCAGCUUCAAGCGGGAGAAACUGCUGUGCAGAGGGAGUUGUCCCUUCCCAGUGAAAGGGUUGCAGCGUGUAAAUCAACAUGGUCUAAUUUAGUGUCUGUCCUUUGACAAAUGCCAUUUUUCUAAGGUGACCAGCUCUUCUCAUACAACCAGUAGCUAUGUGCUACAAAAUUAUUGUAUGUGAAAUAAGGUUAGAGUAGGAGAUGUUCAAAACCUUCAUCAUAGAUCACAGGGACCUUUCUCGGGCUCUGUGUUCAUACAGCCAGCAGAUCUGGAACUGGAUCUAGAAGUAUACAUCAAGGGUAAACAUUAAAGUCCAUAUGUACAACUAGAAUCCAUACGACUCGCAGCCUACCUAGAAUUUCUACCCAUUGGGCCUGCGUGGAUACACCUAAUAGUAGACACAAAAUAAAUUUUUACAUAAAAGUCAUUCUUUCUUUCAGUGACUAAAAUGAUUUAUCAUCAAUCAACCUAAAAACUUUUGCAUAGUAUAUAUGUGACUUUUUGGUUUUGGUUGCAAGCUCAUAACUUCCCCAAGGGCAUAGACUCAGAAACAACUCAUUUAAAAUGAUACUUUGUAUGAUAUUACACUAUCUCUGUAAAAACACUAAUUAAUAAUCAAGAUAUUUGCAUAUUUCAAACAAUUCAAAGUGGGUUUCUUAAUAAAAUUUAGCAUCAUUUUUUCUGCAUCUAGUAGGACAGUCUGAAUACUUUCUGUGUAUACAAGGCACUGAUAAGACAAUAAAAAGAUAUAUAACAAAAAAUGGAAAUAUUUUAUAUAUUUUCAAAUAGUUUGGAUUGUUAUCAAUCCUAUGGUGACUUAUGUUUCCCACUGUACUGUUAGUCAGAUGCUUCUCCAAUGACAGGAUUAUAUAGUUGCCAUUAGCAUUGCAGCCUGGUGCUUCAUGAGAACUACACAAAUGUUAAUGGAGACCUCUCCUGGAAGCCAGGGAUACUAUAUCAGGAAAUAUUCAGGAUUUAGCAUACCUUCUGAGGUAACUGAGUAACUAGACUAUUAAAUUGCUGCUAUCUGGACCUAUUAUUAAAGGGUGAAGAUUUGCCUGUGUAAUGGAAUGUAUCCUAAGUGGGGAUGUAUAUAUUUAAGGAAUUUUAAUUCACAUGUAUAUAUUGUUAUCUGAUACAUGUAUAGUGCAUUUGUUGGUCAUGUACUUUUUAAUUUACCAUUUGUAUAGAACAUAGAUGAGAACUGUGGGAAAACUUUCCAAUGGCGACCAUCCAAAACCAUUUUUUAAUCAUUUAUUAGAAAUUUCUCAACAAUGACUUUGUUUUCCUUCAGCUCUCUAAACACUUCAGAAAAAAUCCCCUCUCCCAUCACUGUGUUUCAUAUUAGUAUAAACGUAAAUGUACAUAUAUUUGAAUAGUUAAUUUGCUUUGUUUUACCCAUAGCCUUCUCCUUCAUCUUAAAGGGCAUUCAUCACUGCUCAGGGGGUCACAGAAACUCAGCUGACACUGAAUUUUUGUACCAAGAAUGUCAGAGAUGGCAAUGGACUCUUCCAUUAGUAAACUCUGAACGUGGCUUCGCAAAGGCUCUUUAAACAGGGGCAGAUUUCAGUAACUGAAAUGCUCUGAUCUGAGAGGAAGAGCUCAUGAAUUUGGAGUAAAAGUGUAGAAAAGUUCUAUGCUAUAUCCGUGGCAAAACCAAAAGAAACUGUCUUCUCACAGAGAAUUUGUAACAGGAUUAGCUACCUUUGGAAGGGGGGACAGGGCUAGGGAGUAAGGAAUGUUUGUCAAACAAUUUAAAGUAACUGGACUUAAUGAUGUAAAGUGCCUGAAACAUGGUGACUUCUACCUUAAAUAAUGAAAUGUGCGUGAGUUGUCAGAACUAACAAGAACAGGUUGGUAGGCUGAAUCCAGACAUACCUCUGGUGCAUCAAAGGAGAUGAUGCAAGCCACACUAGACUUCUCCACAAAGGAGAGAGCUGACAGCGUUAAUGUUGGAGCCUGAUAUUUUCAUCUUGGAUAAUUGGCCAGUGACAAGAGUUUAGCUUUGUUUCCUUCCCUUUAGGCUUUAUCCUUUCCUAGAGAUCCUCUUUCUGUCCCAGAACAAGCACAAGUCGACAUAAGACUGGCUGUUAUAACAAAAUCUCCUUGUGUUUGGAGUAGCAUAGUCUGUUUGAAAUAGAAUGUUUAAAUUGGCUAAGCUGUGAUCUGGUAUAAAAACACAACAUCCAGACGUGGUCAGAUAUAAUGGUACAAAUCUGGCCGUUGCCUUUUCUAGGGAUUUUUCUCUUGCUAUUAGACAGGGAAGUGAGGGGAAAGCCAUAUGGAAGCAGAUGUUAGAAUCUUAGGCAUCUUAUUUGUUCAUGCCACGGGUAUUUGCUUUGGACUUGAAAUCUGUACUUUGAAAGUGGCCUUUGAAAAACAAAUAAUUCACAGCGUGAAUUUUUCUUGUCAUCUGCAUCACAGAACUGUUAUCUAUUCAGGUUUGAAAAAUCUACAUGUUUAUUUGAAUGUAAAUCACUGUUGCUUGGAACCUAAAUUUUCUCUUAAAAGUAUUCAGGAUCUAUGUAUGUAUUUCUUUAGCUUUUUGUACUCAGUGCUUCUAAAGGACUUUUCUUUCUGUUUAUGAAUAGCCGCCUUUAUGUGUAUAGAAUUGUGUAUAUGUGUGCAGUUUUAAGGACUAUUUCAGAAAUGCCUUAGAUGAGUGACAUUUUAUAAAGCUGUCAGAAUUAAUAUCUCUAAGCUUUUACAUCUUAUGUUGACUCAUGACCCAGGAUGUUUUGUGAUGUACUUCUGAAAUUGCUGUUGUACUAUAUUUUUCCAGGUCUUUGGGAAGAAAAUAACUGUUUUAGUUUCUCUGGCCCCAAUAAAUGUGAGCAGGAAAUCAA